This is a messenger RNA of Priapulus caudatus, 735 nucleotides long. RefSeq lists its product as uncharacterized. Bases 1 to 735 code for a protein of 244 amino acids. The record is from RefSeq and is a predicted model, not a curated record. NCBI's taxonomy places the organism in Eukaryota, Metazoa, Priapulida, Priapulimorpha, Priapulimorphida, Priapulidae. The transcript has 5 exons.
AUGCACGUGAUCCCCGUGACGAUCGUCAUCACCAUUAGCGCAAUGAUGAUGCAGCGUCCGCAUCGGCGCGCCGCGUGCAGAGCGACGAUGCCCGUUGCCAUGACGACGACGCCGAGGAAGAUGCCCUCCCCCAUCAGCAGCGAGUUCAUGCGCAGUGUCAAGCUCGAGGCGGCGUGUACAGCCACCGACAGACAGAUGAGCAUCACGCUCAGUUUUAAGGAGUACUUCCAGGGCACUGUCUACGCCUACCAGUAUUUUGAGUCACAGCGCUGCCGCACUACUCUCUACGACGUCAAGUCCGUGCAGUUUACUGUGCCGCUCGACGGCUGCGGCACCAAGCACGAGGAGGACGAAUACCACAUGGAUGGGUCUGUUGCCUAUAGCAACGUGAUCAUUGUGAUGCCGUUCACUGACAGUGGCGAUCUGCUCACAAGCAAGGCGAAGCCGUUCCGUAUAGUCUGCCGCGAGGCCCGCAGGAACACGCUUCGUACCGUAGCCUACGCACCGCCAGCAGCUUCAGCAGACGGUAAACCGUAUGUCCAGAUGAAGGUGGUCAGUGGCACGGACACCACUGUUGCGCAAGCUCAACGUCUGCAGGUGGGAGAAACAGCCAUGCUCGCAUUCUACUACCAAACCACAGCUUUCUGGGAUGUGGCGAUCUCUAACUGUGUGGCCCACGACGGUGAAGGCCCCAAGUCACCGGGUAGAGUGCCUCUUGUCGACGAUAACGGGUGA